This is a messenger RNA of Strongylocentrotus purpuratus (purple sea urchin), 1161 nucleotides long. RefSeq lists its product as uncharacterized. The coding region runs from base 164 to 931 and encodes 255 amino acids. NCBI's taxonomy places the organism in Eukaryota, Metazoa, Echinodermata, Echinoidea, Camarodonta, Strongylocentrotidae. The transcript is spliced from 2 exons. The record is from RefSeq and is a predicted model, not a curated record.
GCGCAUACUUAAUGCUGGAUAGUUUCUGAGCUCCAUAAAUGUAUUAUUGUUAGGAAGUAAAAAUUGAUGUACAUUAUUUUUGAUCAGUUCAACGAUUUCAAAUUCUUCGAUCUCAUCAUUUCAGGCCUUGUGCUGUUUGUAGGUACACCGGAGAACAUCCGCCAUGGCCAUCACUAUUGGUGUGUGUACAUCUGCUUUCGAGAGAAACAUCGGAGGACUCUUGUCCAAGUUGAGAUCGACUCUGCCAAUGAUCAACUUCCGAAUGGUCUCUUUACCUUACAACGAUCUCGAUAAUUAUCCGUUGGAGCAAGAACGACUUGAUGGACUGAUCCUUUGUCACUCUAUCCAGAACAGACGCCUUGCCAUUACUGAUGUCUUAGAUGCAAUCUACGAUAAGUACUUGCCCAGAGCUAAGAAACAUCUUGGGAAGGAGAAUGUAGUCGUGAUCGCACAUGACUUUUCUUGGCCAUUUCAGAAGAAAGCUACUAUGGAGACCUUCCGGAUGAACCAGCCAACGGCUGUGAAAUGCUCCUCACUCGUACUUCUCAGUGGAAGCUUGGACAACACCGUGCAGAUGGAUAGCGACGAUUGGAACCAACUUACGGCGUUCGCAAGAGAAGUCAAACCUCUGGAGUCAUCCCCUUUGAAAUCAGCCUUCGAUGUUGUCAUUAAUUGGUUCCAAUCCGCAAUGAGUCUCGUCAUUUUCGUCAUCUUCGUCAUCAUGUGCAUCUUCAUGACUAUUCUGGUGAUUGUAAGCAGUAUCGGUUUGUUUCCAUUAAUAAUAAUAGUGGCUGUAUUUUUGUCAUACUGGUUCUGGAAAAUCAAAAACAAGCAACACAAUAUUGGAAUCAGAGAGGGCGAUGGGAGCCUGCAUGAUAUCAAGAGUCAUGGGCCCACUCUUGAAGUGAGAAAGAAAGGAUAUAGGAAAUAGGAGAGGGGAAAGAAAUUUGAAAUUUAUCAGUUAACAAUGGGGACUUUUAGAUUUGCACGUUGACAUAGUGGACACACGAUUUUCUCAACUUCGAAGUGGAUCAGGGUUAUGAUUAUUUGAGAAAUCAAAAGGUGUAUUCUAAUCUAAGGAGGGACACUGUUUGCAACACAGUUUUUGGAAAUUAAAGAGGAACCCGCAUUCGUUGUAAGUCGGCUUAGAAGGAAAAUACA